This is a messenger RNA of Heteronotia binoei (common prickly gecko), 2322 nucleotides long. It is a transcript of the gene SDC3, whose product is annotated as syndecan 3. Gene Ontology annotation, biological process: cell migration. Bases 23 to 1222 code for a protein of 399 amino acids. The transcript is spliced from 6 exons. Gene Ontology annotation, cellular component: membrane; cell surface. NCBI's taxonomy places the organism in Eukaryota, Metazoa, Chordata, Lepidosauria, Squamata, Gekkonidae. The record is from RefSeq and is a predicted model, not a curated record.
CGCCCCGCGUUGCCUGCCCAAGAUGCCUCGGUUGAUGCCGCCGGCGCCCCGCGGCCAGGCUGGGCUGCUGGCGCUGCUGCUCCUCCUGCUGGCGGGCCGCGCCGCCCUGGCUCAGCGUUGGCACAAUGAAGAUUAUGAACGGCCCAUUGACCAGGAAGGUUCUGGAGAUGACGACUCCUUUGAAGAUGAAGAAAUUGAGGAAACAGAUGAGAUCUACUCAGGCUCUGGUUCAGGAUAUUUUGAACAGGAGUCUAGGAUUAAGACAGCUGUGCGGCUUACCACAGACCCUUCUAUUGGACUGUCAACAACCCCGGCAGUGUUGCCUGUCACAUCGGUACAGCCUGUAGCCACUCCCUUUGCACCAUUCCCGACAGAGGAAACCACCUACGAUCCAUCCACCAGUGGCCUCUAUGUAACUAGGGCGACCGAGGCGCCAGCAGUCACCAUCUGGAAAGCGGUUACCACCACAGCUGGCACCAGCAUCCGUGACACCACCACUGCCACUACCACAGCCUCCACCACCACGGCCUCUACCACAACUGCCGCUUCCAAAGCGACAACUGUCCCGAGAGUCCUGCCUCCCUUUAUCACAAUCGUAGCCACCACACAGGCUGUUGCUCUCGAAACGCCAACUGUAGUCACGGCGGCUCCCAGCACGGAAUCCACCACAGCUCCUCCGGUGACCACCAGCUUGACAAAGAUCAGAGGGAUGCCAAAGCCAAGCCCGUCACAGCAUCCAGACAUCACGCUGCUACUGCCUACAACUACAGCAUCAGAAUCAACCCAGACAGAGCCUCCUGAUGUGACCCUCUCCACGGCACUGAAUAACGAACUGGAAGUUCCUGUCAGUGGAGAUUUUGAAAUCCAUGAGGAGGAGGAGGACACCACUCGGACGGAGCUUGGUAAUGAGGUGGUUGCCGUGGUUACCCCAGCAGCAGGGCCUGGGCUGAAGAAGAAUGUUGAGCCAGGGCUCAUAGACAAUACGAUAGACUCUGGAAACUCAGCUGCGCAGCUCCCUCAAAAAAACAUCCUGGAGAGGAAAGAAGUGCUUAUAGCUGUGAUCGUGGGUGGAGUUGUAGGAGCCCUCUUUGCUGCCUUCCUGGUGAUGCUGUUGAUCUACCGGAUGAAAAAGAAAGAUGAGGGGAGCUACACAUUGGAAGAGCCAAAACAGGCGAGCGUCACGUACCAAAAACCUGACAAACAGGAGGAAUUCUAUGCAUAAAAAAACCACCGCGAGUGCCUCGCUGUUUCUUUGUCUUGAUGCCGUCCUUUCUCUCUUAUUCUCACCCAGCCUCUUCUCUCUAUUUCUAAUGGUUCUGUGAAAUUUUAACAAGAAGGAUAGAAACCUCUACUGUUUAUCACAUUUUUUUAAAAAAAAUAGGAACAGUCAAAUCAUGUUCCGGCACAGGAAGCAUUCAGAGGACCUAAACAGCGCAAGGAGACAGGUUGCAAUCUCAGUUAUCGCCUGGCCGUCUCCUGGGAUUGGUGCUUGAGUUAGCCACUUGGCCAUUUUUUUUUAUUAGCAACAGGACAUCCUGGACUAACGCCUCCUGAGAACUGGUGCAAUGACUUUCGUGUAUGAGGUGUUCCAUGUGAUUUAUGGCACUUGGCAAUGUUCUUGUAGACAAGAGUGUUACAGUACGGUUUACACUGACUUCCAGGGCAAGGAGACCAACAUCCUGCCUGCUCAUGGAGUGCCCCACUCAAGCAGAUUCAGGUUGUCACUGGGCCUCUGGAUUACUUCACUGGAGAACUCACAUGGUCUGUGGAGACCACCUUCAACCUCCACACCUUGCUUUGUUCCUGACAGCACACCUCUCAUUAUUGUUCCUGUUUUGCAGCUGCCUAACUUGGGACCUGCUAAGCUAAAAGAGGGUUUGAGCUCAACUUUGGGCCUCCAUUUGUUCAGCUGGGUUUCACUGUGACAUUUUAAAGGUCUCCUAGCACAGGACUCUGGGAUCAGGCAGAUGAACAAGCAAACCUUUCUCAGAGGAUUUAUUUAAAGGGAAGGAAAAUAGAUGCUCAAAAAAAGGCAUGCCUUGUAGAGGGGGGAAAGAAAUGAUGUCAUGCAUCUCACCCAUCUUGUUUGGCCUGUUUCUUCCUUGGACAGGGUGGCAGCGGGGAGGGGAAGGGAAGAACAGAAUGGAUGGAACAGAAUAAUGUGAGCCCGUGAUGUAUUUUAGCAAUUGUUUCGCUCCAUAUGAUGCUGUAUAUAAAUAGAACUUGAUAAAGAGGUGAUAAAGUAUGUAGACAGCUGCUGAGGAAACCUGUAUUUUCCUCCCAAAGUAGUAAUUAAUUGAUUGACAUCUGUCUGGGCGGGGG